AUGGAUUCGGAUCCAAUACCUUCGUCGUCACCGGCGUUUGGAACGCCAGUGCAUCCUUUUCGAAAGAACAAACCCAAUCCGCUAUCUACUAGGACUUCUAUCCUUCCACUUCAACUCCCGCCCUCGACGCUUCGACCUGUCGCUUUCCGUACAUUCACCCGGAAGCAUAAUCUGACAAUAUCAUCCACUGCACUCCAAACCCUAGCCAAUUUUGUGGGAAAAAACUGUGGCGCGGGAUGGCGCGAAGAGGGCCUCGCCGAGCGAGUUCUCGAUGAGGUUGCAAAAAGCUGGAAAAAGGCCGGCGGUGGGGUCAUAGUUGAAGAAGGGAAAGGGGCGUCUUUGAAUGCUAUCUUGCAGGCCAUGGAGGGAAACAUGAGCGGUGGCAGGGUCGUCUUGGGGAGGGUCACUACCGCAGACAAGGGCCUUACGGGGAUAGCGGGUCAGAAUAGGCCGGAGGGCAAGGCACCGCAAGACGACAAAGAGGAUGAAGACUUGGAGCUAUUGCUGCAUCCUCGACAUUGGACAAAGGUCAUUGAUGCAUUCGAUAUUCCACGGCUGACUUACAACGCCGACAAAAGAUAUUUCGAAAUUGUUAAGUCGGAGCCGAGCCUCUUCCCAUCACCUUCAAGGAAUAUUGCUUUGCUCCGGGAUCGUUACAACAUCAUAUACCAGCGUUUGCUCCGGAAUGAAUCAUUCCAGACUCCUCUCGGCUUGUCACGCUCCGGGAGCGGGUUAUCUAACCACCAGCAUGGCUACAGGCUCACACCUAUUGCGAACUUGCUUGGCAGAAGUGGCACCUCGCAUUUGCUGCUAGGGUUGCUUUCCGUGUCGCCUACAGGAGAACUUACCCUCAGCGACCUCACGGGUAGCAUUGCCGUGGAGUUGAGCCAUGCACAGCUAAUACCUCAGGAUGGGGCUUGGUUUACUCCGGGUAUGAUUGUACUCGUAGACGGGAUCUACGAAGAAGAAGAGAACGUCAAAGGGUCAACACUCGGCGGCAACAGCGGAAUCGGAGGCACUAUUGGCGGUAGAUUCGUUGGUGUCUCCAUCUGCGGCCCGCCUUGUGAGCGGCGAGAUACGUCCUUUGGGACCAGUGUUCGGGAAGGUGGCGGAGAGGUUAGUUCCAGUGGAGGUCUUGGGUGGGUGGACUUCCUAGGCCUUGGGAGUGAGCGUGCACGAGGUCCACGCAUGAGACAGGUCCAGGCUAGAUGUGUCGACCAUGCGCGCGAUGGCGCCGAAACUCCGAAUCGAUUCAAGGUAGCCGUCAUGUCCGAGGUGAACCUGGACAAUAUGAAGGUUGCGGAUGCGCUUCGGAGGCUUUUUGGUAUCUACAACGAUCUUCCCCCCGGCGAGCGCCCGAUGGUUUUCGUCCUCGUCGGGAACUUCGUCCGGCAAGCCACGGUCAGCGGCGGCGGCCAGGCGGGGAGCAUUGAAUACAAGGAGUAUUUUGACUCACUCGCGGGGAUUCUGUCUGAUUUCCCUUCGUUAUUACAGCGCUCCACGUUUGUCUUUGUACCGGGCGACAAUGACCCUUGGUCGUCCGCUUUCUCGGCUGGCGCUGCUUCUCCAAUCCCUCGGCAAGCGAUUCCUGAGCUUUUCACCUCGAGGAUAAAACGUGCAUUUUCCAUGGCCAAUGCCGAGUCGGAUCAUUCCCAGGGCGCCGAGCCUGCCGGCGAGGCUAUUUGGACCUCGAACCCAUCUCGCCUCAGUCUUUUCGGGCCGGUUCAUGAACUAGCUAUAUUCCGCGAUGACAUUUCGGGUAGGCUGAGACGCUGCUCGUUGAGCAUGACACAAAAUUUAGAUCCUUCCGGUACAGCAAUGGACGGGGACUUGGAGACUGAUGGCAGAUUGCACCCCGCGCCUGAAAGCCAUGGGGAAAUUAGACCGACAGACGUCAAGUCUUAUCCGGCUUCGGCGGUUCGAAUGGCCCGCAAGCUUGUCAAGACAAUACUAGACCAAGGCAGUCUGUCGCCUUUCCCCCUCUCGCUGCGGCCCGUACUAUGGGAUUAUGCAUCGUCUUUGCAGCUGUAUCCACUACCAACCGGGCUCAUCCUGGCAGACGCGGAGGCAGCACCGUUUUGUAUGACAUAUGAAGGGUGCCAUGUGAUGAAUCCCGGGAGGUUAAUUCCUGAGAUUAGUAUGCCAUGCAUGCAGUGGAUCGAGUACGAUGUUCUGAAGAAUCGAGGGAGAGUAAGAGAGGAACGUUACUAG
Aspergillus melleus is the source of this 2211-nucleotide messenger RNA. RefSeq names its product DNA polymerase epsilon noncatalytic subunit (gene DPB2). The transcript has a single exon. Gene Ontology annotation, molecular function: DNA binding. Gene Ontology annotation, biological process: DNA-templated DNA replication; error-prone translesion synthesis. Lineage: Eukaryota; Fungi; Ascomycota; Eurotiomycetes; Eurotiales; Aspergillaceae. The record is from RefSeq and is a predicted model, not a curated record. Gene Ontology annotation, cellular component: epsilon DNA polymerase complex. Bases 1 to 2211 code for a protein of 736 amino acids.